AUGAGGGUUCCCGAGCUUCGAGCACAAGCAAGUCAAAACAUUAAUAACCAACCUCGGUCUUAUGUGCCAAAGGCGCCAUUUCCACAACGUUUGAGGAAGGAAAAGUCAGACGAUGUCAAUGCCGAAAUUCUAGAGACUUUCCGCAAGGUACAAGUUAAUAUUCCAUUGAUUGAUGCAAUUAAACAAGUGCCUAGAUAUGCUAAGUUUUUGAAAGAAUUAUGCACAUCUAAAAGGAAAUUAAUUGGUAAUGAGAAGAUUAGCUUAGGCAAAAAUGUAUCUGCGGUAUUUCAAAAGAAACUUCCUACUAAAUGUAAAGAUCCUGGAAUGUUUUCGAUACCUUGUCAGAUAGGAGACCUUAAACUUGAUAGACCUAUGCUUGAUUUGGGAGCUUCUAUAAAUGUCAUGCCUAGGAGUAUCUAUGAUAGGGUUCAAUUAGGUGCAUUAAAAGACACAGGACUGAUAAUUCAACUUGCAGGUAGGAAAAGCACAUCCUUAUUUUAA
Molecule: messenger RNA, 501 nt
Organism: Gossypium raimondii (Peruvian cotton)
Lineage: Eukaryota; Viridiplantae; Streptophyta; Magnoliopsida; Malvales; Malvaceae
Exons: 1
Coding region: 1-501 (166 amino acids)
Source: RefSeq, a predicted model, not a curated record